UAUGUCUUUUGCCUGAAGCCUAAGAGAUGGAAGGCGUUGACACAUUCACUGUGGCAAUAUGGCAAUCAAGGAUAGACUGGAUGAGCCUGGUAAUUAUAAGCUCUCAUCAGCUGAAUGUUACUCUCCUACGCUAUCAACAGCCGAAGAAAAGGAAAAACAAAUCUUGCAGUGUCUUCUGGAAGAGGAGGAAAUCUCAUCAGCAUUUUGGGAAUUGAUUCGUCUCAAGAGAUCACUAUCGUUAGGAGUGUCAGUUGGAAUUUUCCAUACGAUUGCAUUUCUGGAUAGGAAUUCUGCAUUUCAACUUUUCAAGAUUUGGAAAGAACCACCAAGUGAUGAUGAGGUGCCUGUAGUGCUGUCAUCAAGCUGAAAUCAACACUACUCCUCCCUUAAUUCUAAUGAUGUGUGAGUUGAGUCGAGAAACCUAAACGCUUCAUUGGAUUGCAAGGAAGUACUGAUUCAAGACAGAACAAUCUCUGCAAAUUUCUCUUCGUGAGGUGGAUUUGUAAAUUGGAUUUCCAUCAGCGGUGCACCGGAGUGCAUUUCCGCAUCAACACCACCUGUACGCAUGUAGAUCUCCGUAAGGCACGUCGCUAGAUCUGGUGUUAUAGCGCGGAUGCUAAUAUAGCUAAAUGCAAUCAAUGUUAUGUGGUCCCUUCUGGGUGUAGACCUUGCGCUGGGAUUGCUAAUUGUCUUGAUUUCGUUUGCGCUUAGCUCCUUGUGUAAAUCCAACUGACAACCUGUCACUGGCUAAAAGUUAAUUAACUAACAUUCAGAGAAAUAAUUAGGCCAGGACACAGCAGUGCAUGAAAAAUUGGAAUGGAUGAUUGGUUUUUAUUAAAAGUGAAAAGCUUGAUCAAUUUUGUUAAGUAGAAAGCUUGAACAAAUAUUGGA
This is a messenger RNA of Patiria miniata (bat star), 891 nucleotides long. RefSeq lists its product as uncharacterized. The record is from RefSeq and is a predicted model, not a curated record. The coding region runs from base 59 to 367 and encodes 102 amino acids. NCBI's taxonomy places the organism in Eukaryota, Metazoa, Echinodermata, Asteroidea, Valvatida, Asterinidae. The transcript has 3 exons.